Apis cerana (Asiatic honeybee) is the source of this 2995-nucleotide messenger RNA. RefSeq names its product elongation of very long chain fatty acids protein 7. Lineage: Eukaryota; Metazoa; Arthropoda; Insecta; Hymenoptera; Apidae. Gene Ontology annotation, molecular function: fatty acid elongase activity. Gene Ontology annotation, cellular component: endoplasmic reticulum membrane. Gene Ontology annotation, biological process: very long-chain fatty acid biosynthetic process; fatty acid elongation, monounsaturated fatty acid; sphingolipid biosynthetic process. The record is from RefSeq and is a predicted model, not a curated record.
UGACUCUGAAUUUUCGUUCAGACAUUUAGUUAAAUUGGUGAAGUGUGACAUUAAUCAUCGAUCCGUUAAUUUCAUAAGAUAUUUGAAAAUAAAAUUCAAACCGUGAAUUUUGAUGUAAUUUUGACUUCUUUUUCUUUUUUUUUCUUUUUUGUAUAAAUAAAAGCAAAUAAAUGUUAAAUAAAAAACAGCAAGAAGAUUGAAAAGUUUGAAGUUUAUUGCCGAAGAAGCAUUAAAAAUUGAAAAGGGGAAAAAAAUAUUCGAUUCGAUCAUUCAAUCAAAACAAUUGGAUUGAUUUUUAUCAGUAAAUAUUGCAAUCUUAUAUGAUUUUCCUGAAAAUUUAAUUAGGGUGUUAAAUCAUGGCGGCAUUAAUAAGAAUAAUAUACGAUGGCUAUCGUCACAUUAAUGAAAACCUAUCAGAUUUGGUUCUACGAUGAGAAAAUAAUAAAAAGAAAUAAUUGAAAAAAAAAAAUUAAAGAUAUGGAAAGAAAAAAAUAUGAACCUUUUACAUAGUUAAGAUCUUUCUCCAAGUGUUAAGAUAAAAAUUUUUGUUUUUUGGAGAUCCUCGGACGCAAGACUACUUCCUCAUCAAAUCACCAUGGGGUUAUCUCAGUAUAAUAUUAUUUUACUUGUAUUUCGUGUACGAAUUGGGACCCAAUAUCAUGGCAAAGAGGAAACCAUUCAAUCUGGAUAAAAUUUUACAGAUAUAUAAUCUGAUUCAGAUAGUAUCGUGCGGAUAUAUAUUUUAUAAGGCAAUGGUUUUAGCCUGGUUAAACGAUUAUAGUUUCUAUUGUCAACCAGUUGAUUAUUCAUACGAUCCUCGCGCAGUAGAGAUAACCAGAAUGGUUUGGCUUUACUUCCUGAUAAAGCUUUUCGACUUGCUCGAUACAGUCUUCUUCGUCCUCCGAAAGAAACAACAACAAAUAUCGUUCCUCCACGUCUAUCAUCACACAGGAAUGACUUUUGGCACCUGGGUAUGCACUAAAUUCUUGCCCGGCGGUCACAUCACUUUAUUAGGUACGAUAAAUUGUUUCGUUCACGUGGUUAUGUACACCUACUAUCUGAUCACUUCGUUACAAUUAAGCAAACCAUGGUGGAAGAAAUACGUGACCCAAUUACAACUCACACAAUUUUGUGUAAUACUGGUACACUUUAUAUUGCUGGCGUGGGGUGAGGAUUGCGGUUUCCCGAAGUGGACAGCUGGGAUAAUGAUUCCUCAAAAUCUCUUCAUGAUCGUGCUGUUCGGCGAUUUCUACUACAAAGCGUACAUAAAAAAGCAUAAGAGCAGCACGAACGGUGUUACAACGAACGAGAAGUUAAAAAAUCAAUAGAAAUUUUAGUUUGCUUGUGCGUUUUUCAACAUUGUUCAAUUUGUGACACACUGAGAGGCUACAUACACGGAAAUCAAUUCAUCGUAUUAUAAUUUAGACAUUUACAUUACCGUCCAUCACUAUUUGGCGAUCUUUUAUUGAAAAGUAUACAAGAGAAAUGAAAUGAACAUAUAUUUUAGAUUAUACUUUAGAUUUAUGUAUUUUCGUAUUAAAUAUAUUAAAAAAUUUUCAGAAAAUAUUUAUCAAAAUGUAAAAUAUAGAAGACAAUUUCUUUUUCUCUGAUAUUUAGAAACAUAAAUAUAAUAAUAAAAAAAAAAUUUUCGUUCCUAUAUUUUAGUCUUGCUUUAAUAGAUAUAUUAGGCGAAUAAAUUAUACGUGACAAUUUAUUUUAAAAAUAUAUUUAUUGUUUACACAUUACACGAUUAUUUAUAUGAAAACGUGAUAUUACAAAAAUUUUUUAAUCAUGUUUCACGAUUAACUGACUAAAUUCUCAUGGACAGUAGUGUAUUAAUAUCGAAAAUAAUAUAAUGAUCCGAAUAUUAUAAAAUUAUUUGAUUCACGAACAAUCGUGACAUUCCUUUUUUAAAAUUGAUCAGCGUUCAGCAUAAAGUUUUUUCGUUUCAUUUUCUGUUGAAACUUAUUCAAAUAAAAAAGCUCUAUAAUGUGUUCUCUGUAAUUGAAACGAUAAUUCUCAGUCUUAUUUUUGUUCAUUUUACUCAAUUAUUUAUCAAUAUCUUAAGCAAUAAUUCUAUGUAAUAAUUGCGCAAACUUUGAUAAGUACAAACGUAAUUAUUGAUAUGUAAAAUUAUUUUAAUUAUCUGUUUAACAAGGUGCCAAACGAGUACAUUAUCCUCUUUAUCACUAAAAGUAGCUCAAUUGCGCGAAUUUCCAUAGGAGGAGAAUACGUGACGUCACAUUAUCCCCACUUAUUCUUAGAUGUAUCACGUAACUAGACUUCUACCAAAGCCAAAUAUUGUGUGACAUCGAUUCUGGCUAACCUAGCAAUGGUAAUGGAGAUGGUAAUGUGAUGUGAAUUCUGCAAUGCAAAAUAAUAUAACAUAUUCUAUACAGAAAUUUGUCAGACACAAAAAUUAAUUAAUACUUUUAAUGAUAGAGAGAAUAAUAUAUUCUGCUUAUCCGACAAUUCUGCAGGAAAGAUAAUGACUAUGGAAAUUUAUAGAAAAUUUAAAAAUUUAUUUAAAAUGCAUAUAUAUAUCCUAAAUGACAAAAUGUAAACUACAUUUAUUAUUUUCUAUUUAAGUUUCAUUUUUUUAUUCGUGUUCAAAAAAUUUUAAAGUAAUUAUGUAAAAGUAUAUAACUUUUUUCUACGUUGUAUGUUAUGCUGUCUUCUUAUAAUUUCCGAAUUUACAAAAUUUUUUGAUAAAUUUUAUUUAUAAUUGAUGUUUUGCUCAUGUAUCGCAUGAAACGUAUCUUAAGAUUAUUAAAAUCGAUGAAAUGAGAUCACACUUUUAGAUAUUAAAUUUAAAUUUGCCUAAAAAUUAACAAUGAUAAUCAUAAGGAUGAUAAUAUUUGCGCUGGAAGCAAAUUCGAUGACUUCUAACAAUUGCGAUAUACAUACAUAAUUUCACUAAUUUGAAAUUAUAUCUUCUUUAUUUAGAAUCAAUAUAUGUUACUACUUGUAAAUAAAUAGAUAAUCAAUUCUCCAA